Molecule: messenger RNA, 1389 nt
Organism: Micromonas commoda
Lineage: Eukaryota; Viridiplantae; Chlorophyta; Mamiellophyceae; Mamiellales; Mamiellaceae
Product: set domain protein
Exons: 1
Coding region: 1-1389 (462 amino acids)
Molecular function (GO): protein binding
Source: RefSeq, a predicted model, not a curated record
AUGUCGGGCGCCGCCGUCGCCCAGCGCGAGAUUCCCGGUCGGGGCGUGGGCCUCGUCGCCGCCCGCGACAUCGACGCGGGGGAGACCGUCGUCGCCGAGCACGCGCUGCUCGUGGGCGUGAGCGAGGAAUUUCGGCGCGUCUGCUGCGCGUCGUGCCUGGCGCACGGGGCGGCGACGCCGUGUUCGGGGUGCGGCGAGGUGGUGCUGUGCGACACGUGCCGCGACCCCGCGUCGCCGUGGCAUCACGGGGCGGGGCACGGCGCGGUCGUGUGCGCGGCGGAACGCGUCGCGUCCGCGUGGCGACCGCCGCUCAGCGCACCUGACCGCGAGCGACUUCGAUUCCUCGGCGCGUGCGCCGAGCUGAGACGCGCGCACGUCGUCAACGGAGACGCGCGGGCGCGAGCGCGCCUCGACGCGGUGCUGCGACUGUGCCCCGACGUGGGUCCCGCGGGCGAGGGGAUCGACCCGAGGGAGGCGUCCGCCGCGGAGCGCGUGCGACCCGCGCUGGAAGCUGCGGUGCAGGCGACCAUCGCAACCACCGAGGCGAACACCGCCGGCGGCGGACUCCUCCGCGCCAUCGCCGGCGACGCCAUCGAGAACGCCGCGCUUCUGGCCAAGGAGACGAAGAACGCGUUCGGGGUCAUGGCGGCGACGCGCGGCGGCGACGGUUCGCAUCCAAACGACGGUUCAGAUGACGACAGGCGCGUCCGGGGCGGCGCCGUGUACGAGCUCGCUUCGCGAGUCAACCACGCGUGCUUUCCAAACGUCGCCAGGUUCGACAACUUUGACGGCGUCUUGUCCUCGCCGUCGCACGAGUUUUACGUCCCGCACCGCGACGGCCCGAACCCGCCGGGCCCCACCGAACUCAGGCUCGUCGCCAUCGACAAGAUCCCCGCCGGGUGCGAGGUUUUGAUGAGCUACCUCCCGGUGAGCGAGUCGUGCGCGCGGCGUCGGCGGCGGCUGCGAAACACCUUCGGAUUCGGGUGCGAGUGCGAACGGUGCGUCAUCGAGUGCGCGUGGGCGACGGAGGACGGCGCGGCUACCGGGGACGAGGGCGCGUACCGAGACGCGUCGCGAAGGGCGAGGGAGGCGCGUGACGAGGCGGCGGAGCUUGAGGCUGACGCGAUCGCGGACGCUUUGGACCGCGAGUGCGACGAGAAAGAGGAGGUGGCGAACCAAUCGCUCGACGCCGCCGAGCUCACGCGACGCGCGGACAGGAUCCCACCGACGUACGCGCUGUGGUUCGUUCGGAACAUGUGCCCCGUGGACGGGUGCGGGGGCACGCUGGCGCCUCCGCACGCGCGAGCGGACCACAUGACGUGCAACUACUGCGGCGAGCGGCGAAGCGACGAGGAGUUUUUCCGACGGCUGGACGCGGGAGCGGGUUGA